This is a messenger RNA of Papilio xuthus (Asian swallowtail), 3348 nucleotides long. Its product is annotated as protein MAATS1. The record is from RefSeq and is a predicted model, not a curated record. Bases 53 to 2959 code for a protein of 968 amino acids. NCBI's taxonomy places the organism in Eukaryota, Metazoa, Arthropoda, Insecta, Lepidoptera, Papilionidae. The transcript has 24 exons.
UCAAUACACCAUUAUCAGAUAAAAUAAAUUAUUACUUUAUAUUUUUAUAAAAAUGAGUGGAGAUACAAUAUACGAAGUCAGGAGAAAAUGCAAUGUCACCAAAAUGCGUGCACAUGAUUAUUUAUUUGAUACGUCGUACGUUGUGUCUGGUGCUCGGGACUACGCAAGAGCGGCGUUUAGAGCCGCCAUGAGCUCCGCACAAGUAAGCGUCCAUCCAGUAUACAGUACUAUGUUUUCUGAAUUGAGAGAGUUCCCAAGAGUUGAAGUUGUGUACCAUCCUAACUGCCGUCUACCAAGCCACGUAGACUGUUCCUACGAUGCAUAUCAAGAUAGACAGAAAGAGGCGAGGUCUAUUCCCCUUCCGGAUCCAAAUUCUGGGAAGUAUUACUUCACAUUUUGUGCUGUACCUAAAAAAAUUGCUUUACAAUUAAAAAGUGCAACACCAGACUUCAAGCCGCCGACUCCGUAUUGCCCGUCCAAAUAUGGCGGUCGACCGAAGAACAAGGGCACCCAGAGUUUGUACAGAGAGUCAUCAGCUCAGACGAUACCGUGGCAGGCUGAAGCUCGGCCUGCUGAGGAUUGCGAGACAACACCUGAAGUUUUGUUUCUUGAUAAACUACAAUGGGGUCCAGGACAUCCGUAUCGUCAGGGCGAUUUACCAGCUGAUUUCCACACAACAGAAAUUAUAAACAAGAUGCGUCAUGCAAGGAAAUGGAUGGAAUUGGUCGACAAAGGUCAGUUCCCCGGCUGGAUGAAGAAACGAGACGACAUCAUUAAAGAUGUUGAGACAAAGGAUUGGAUAUUUAGAGAAGCUGAGAUAGAUGAGCUGCAAGAUAUCCGGCUGGUGCUGCUGCAUCGACUGCAGACUGAGCAGCGGCGUCGUCGCACGAGUCGCGUCAGUAACAAGUUGGCGAAGCUCUGGCAUGAGAAGAAGAAAGAGAUGGAUAGGAAAGUUGAGAUUAUACGCAGGACAAGGGAUAGAGAAUUGCGGAAACUAUCAGCUCGACACAGCAAAGGUGGCCGUGCUGGUGUAUUGCAAGAUAUGAGGGCAUCCCGUGGCGGUGGCUCCCCCACUGUCAACGCGUAUGAUCCCACUUCGAUGCUGCACGCGCCACUCUCUAGAAACGGAUACCAGGCGCGCAGAAAACACGCGGAGAUCACAUACGAUCCGUCCUUAUUGGUUCUAGAAGAUCAUCAGAAAGCUGCAGAACCACCAGCAUGGCUGGAGCGCUGCGGUCAGGAUCUAAAACACUCGUGCUCAGGACACCAUCUCCCGAGGGACACGACGCAGUUAUGUGAGAGAGAGACUAAAUGGAGCGAGAAGUUCUUGAAGAAUUUGCACGAUGAUUUGAAAAAGGCUCGUCUUGGCGCGACAUUAACGGCAGCCGGACCACUCCGUGUGCUGAAACCGCGCCGUCAGACGACGAACCUUCGUCCGCCUACCCCUGAAGUAGAGGCUGUGGAUGAUGAUGAUGAAGAUAAUCAUCAGCACGCUCUGCUACUCCAAAAGAUCAUUAGAGGACGUGCAGUGCAGAAUCUGAUGUUCGAAGGUCGUACCCGUGCAGCAGAGCUUACAGAAGAAUUAAAGACAACUCACGGUCUUCAGAAAGAGGAUAAAGCUCGUAUCGCCAGAGAGGAAGCGAGAGCCAGAGAUCAUAUAGCGCUCCGCACGGAGGCUGAACAAAAGGAGGAUGCAGUGACGGCUUUAGUGGACGAGCUCUGUGGAGGUGCGGUGGCUGCUGCAUUGGACUUCCUGGAGAAAGAAUUGCGAAGAUUAAAGGAGGAGAGAAAGCAUCAUGCGUUCAUACUUAUUGCUUUGAGGGAGAAGACGAUGCGAGAAGCAGCAGAAGCAGGUAGAAGACAGAAAGAAGAGCACAGAAGACGAGAACAUGAUGAGAUGUUCAAACGGGUUCUUGGAGUGACUCAAGAGACAGUAGACGCGUAUCUAAAGGAAAUAAUCCAGGAGGGCGUGGAGCUCGCCAGCGAAGAAGACGCGGUGAAGAUGGCUCUUGGCAAAGCUGAUAAGAUCGAUGAAGCAAUGAGGAAUAAUGGCUCCAUGUCUACAGCAGAACAGAACGAACUAGUGGCAGAAUUAGUGCAGCAGUUCUUGCUACCAGAAGCACAUAAAGCAGCGUCACGACAUCGCAUCAGCGCAGCGCAGGAGAGCAAAGUGGAAACCGCGAGGAAGACAAUAUUUAAACUCUUUGAUGAGUCUAGUAUUGAGGGAGAAAGUUGUACGCGAUGUGGUGCUCAAUUGGAUGAUCUGUGUCGCUGUAGAUAUUGCAAGUUGGAUCUGCAGCCGAUGGCUACCAUCUCACGUGAUGAUCCACGGUGGAAGAAGGCAUUAAGUCGCCCUAAACAACGGGAGAGAUCGUUUGACGAACGAAUUCCUUUAGAACAUGAACUGAGAUAUAAACUAAAUGAUAUAUUACACGAUGCUGUGACAAUGUCCAGAAGACGAGCUGAAGACCUGCAGGCUCUAAAGUUGGACUUUAAACAAGAUCUGUAUGAGAGAUAUCAAGUAUUAAUCGACGCGAGGCAGGCGGUAGACGAUGUAAUAAAUCGUGCGAUGGGUGUAUUACCGCCCGCUGUGCGACGUCCAGACCAACAUUACUUUAUGGUUAGGAAGAUAUCUGACGCGCUCGGUAGAACAGAGCCUUAUCCGAAAUCACCUUGUCCAAAGGAACUGCCCUCUGAGAUCCGACGUCGUGCUGAAGAGAAGUCUAGUGAUAUAACAUGUAGAUGUGAAGGUGAAGGAUCCACUGCGAUUGAUGAGGAGUUUGUUCAACCUGAAGACACCUCCACAAUGUUGCCUUCACAAUUACGAGCACUAGAAGAUCUCAAACGAUGCAAAUGUGACUCAAAGCCGCAGCAGUUUGAUGACACGGAAGGAUCUGAUACAGCAAGAGAAGAAGAUACUGAACAAUCUUUCGAUGAAGGAAGAUCUGAAACAUAUUAAAAUAAUUAAUAAAUAUUUUGAUUUUUACUUGAAAUUUACAUUUGUAAUUAAAAUUUGAUUUUCGUAAUACUUUUUCGAGUACUUUUGUGGUUAAUUUAAAAUAAAUUAUUGGUUUUUAAAUUCCAAAAUAUUAUUGAUUCACUGUUAAUUAGGUUUUCCAUAUUUUCUGAUAGAACUAACCGCGGGCCGGAUUUUGUCACAUAAUAAAUUGUUACUUUUGGGUUAAAAAGAAAACAAUACUUUGUAUUAUACUUAUUUGUUUAUUUUGCUUACUCCAUUUCCAUAAAGAAGCUUUAUAUUGAACAGUGUAUAAAUUUACAACUAAUUUAAUAAACAUUCUUAAAUCUAAAAUAAUAUUUAAAUAUUUGAUAUGGCGAUAAAAUAUUGCG